AUAUGAUCUUGUGUCUCCAAAAUAAAACCAACAGUACAUGUAUUAAAAGCGAUUAUUCAACACCCGAUCAGGAAAUUGGAACAUACAUCUCGCGCUGCAUUCUUGCACUAAUAAUCUUCACACUGCAUACCAUCAAAAUUUUAACUGUCUCGAGGACAAGAAGAUUACAAACUAUUUCAAACUUUUUUAAAUGUGGAUUAUCUGUUGGAGGUAUUGUGCUUGCCCUGUCGAUCAUUUUACAUGCCGUUUUAGAAAUGACGCAUACAUUGAGUGAACCAAGAACAUGUAAUAUAGUUCUGUUAUGUUUGACCACAGCAGCUGGUGUAAUGGGAUCCACUGUUCUACUAAUCUAUGUUGAGGUGUAUCUUGUGACACGUAAAGUAAUGAACCAUGACACUUUCUCAAAGAAAUGUGCAAUUGGAUUGCUAGGGGUAACAUGGUUGCUAUGGAUACUACUUGGAUUGCUUCUUGGAGUGGCAGUGCCAAUACCAGACUCUUUAAAGUUCAGGGACAUUGUCUGUCAGUUGAACAAUGGUCAAGUUCCAAAGGUAUAUCUCAUGUGUCUUUGUAUACUCAUCAUUGUGCAUAUUCUUGUUUUGGUUAUUCUACAGGUUGCUGUGCUUUUACAUAUCAAAGCACAUGCAAGGAGAUUCAAAAUAAAGGCUCAAACUAGUAGAUUUCUAUCAUUGGCUAGAACAAACAACAAAAUUGCCACAACGUCAAAUGUUCCAUUUAAAUCACUGACUGGUCCAAAUGUGGAAGUUACCACAAUGGGCCUACCAAAUGGAGAGUCUAAAGCACUGGCUGGACAAAAUGGGGAAGUUGCCACGAAUAUGAAAGCUAACUCAUUGACCGGGCCAAAUGUGGAAGUUACCACAUUGGGCCUGUCAAAUUUAGAAGCUCGAUCACUCACUAGACCAAAUGUGGAAGUUACCACAAUGGGCUUACCAAAUGGAGAGUCUAAAUCAUUGGCUGAACAAAAUGGGGAAGUUACCACGAAUGUGGAAGCUAACUCAUUGACCGGGCCAAAUGUGGUAGUUACCACACUUGGCCUGUCAAAUUUAGAAGCUCAAUCACUUACUGGACAAAAUGAGGAAGUUACCCAAAAUGUGGAAGCUAACUCAUUGACGAGACCAAAUGUGGAAGUUACCAAAAUGAGUCUGUCAAAUGUAGAAGCUAAGUCACUUGGACUAAAUGAGGAAGUUGCGACACUUGGCAUGUCAAAUGCAGAAGCUAACUCAUUGGCGAGACCCAAUGUGGAUAUUAGCACACUGGGAAUGUCAAAUAUAAAAGCUAACUCACUGACUGGACCAAAUGUGGAAGUUACCACAUUGAGCAUGUCAAAUAUACAAGCUAACUUAUUGGCGAGACCAAAUGUGGAAGUUACCACAAAGGGUCUGCCAAAUGUAGAAACCAACUCAUUGACUGGACCAAAGGCGGAAAGUACCACUUUGGGCCUGUCAAAUGCAGAAGCUAACUUAUUGGCGAGACCCAAUGUGGAUAUUAGCACACUGGGAAUGUCAAAUAUAAAAGCUAACUCACUGACUGGACCAAAUGUGGAUAUUACCACAUUGGGCCUGUCAAAUGCAGAAGCUAACUUAUUGGCUGUAUCAAAUGUAGAAGUUACCACAAAGGGUCUGCCAAAUGUAGAAACCAACUCAUUGACUGGACCAAAGGUGGAAAGUACCACAUUGGGCCUGUCAAAUGCAGAAGGUAACUCACUGGUUCGUAAAAAUGUCAAAAUUAACUCAUUGACUCUGGCUAAGGUGGUAAGCAACCCAAAUCAAUCAAAUAUAAGAAUCUAUAGAAAGUGGAUGCUUCGCAAAGCUAAGCUUGUACGUCAGAUGAGUGCAAUACUUGUCUCAUUCUUGAUAUGUUACAUUCCCUUUUUGGUAAUUACACUCCUUAAUAUCACAGAUCAUAUUCAAGACCAGAAAAUCAACUUCAUAGCAGCAAGUAUGGUUCACGUAAAUACUAUCCUGAACUUUAUUGUUUUUGUAACUGUAAAUGAGCAGUUCAGAGUGGCUUUAAGAAAAAUGUUGCUUUGUAAGAAAUGUCUGUGUGUCAUUUGUAGUCAAUCCUAAGAAUAUACAUGAUGAGGGCUUUAUUCAAAGUUGUAACAGGAGACUUAAAAUCAACAAAAAUUUGAAAC
Molecule: messenger RNA, 2152 nt
Organism: Owenia fusiformis
Lineage: Eukaryota; Metazoa; Annelida; Polychaeta; Sabellida; Oweniidae
Source: the annotation of a GenBank genome assembly